Molecule: messenger RNA, 4239 nt
Organism: Dunckerocampus dactyliophorus (ringed pipefish)
Lineage: Eukaryota; Metazoa; Chordata; Actinopteri; Syngnathiformes; Syngnathidae
Gene: sp1
Product: sp1 transcription factor
Exons: 6
Coding region: 190-2265 (691 amino acids)
Biological process (GO): regulation of transcription by RNA polymerase II
Molecular function (GO): DNA-binding transcription factor activity, RNA polymerase II-specific; RNA polymerase II cis-regulatory region sequence-specific DNA binding
Source: RefSeq, a predicted model, not a curated record
AACUGUCGCCUUAUUCGCUAAUAUGAAGCUCAGUCACUUAAGCUCAUAUCAGCUGUUGUUGUUGUACUAUUGUUACGUAAUUUAAGUUAUUAUGAUGUAUUCUUAGCUGUAUCCGUGAAGUUGGAACUAUUUCGUACGCGGUGACCUGUGGGUAAAGAUCUACAUUUUUCGUAUCAGCAGCAGGGUGAAAUGGCCGCUGUGGAGAGCGGCGGAGGCUUCAGUCAAAAGCGAAACUCACAAGACUCUCAGCAGCCGUCUCCGCUGGCCUUGCUGGCGGCCACUUGCAGCCGCAUCGACACCCCGGGGGAGAACGACUCGUCCGGCGAGCAGCAGCAAAGCCAGCAGCAGCUGGACAUGAGUCAGGGUGUCUUCACCUCCAGUGCCAAUGGCUGGCAGGUGGUCCCCAUCAGCGUGCAAGCAUCGUGUGCCAACACCGUCACCACCGACUCCUCUGGACUACUGGCUGGAGGGGAGGCGGGCAAGAGCAGAGGGGUGCUGUCCUCAUCAUCAGCAGCAGCCACUGUGAGCGCUCAGGGACAGCAGCAGCAGUUUGUCGUAGCCCAGGCGCCAACACUACAGAGUCAACAGGUGCUCACCACCAUCCCUGGAGUGGUGCCCAACCUCCAGUAUCAGGUCAUUCCUCAGUUUCAGACUGUAGAUGGUCAGCCGCUGCAGUUUGCGCAUGGCCAGCAAGAUGCGGCCGUGCCUGCCAGUGCAGCCGGACAACAGUUUCAGAUCGUGUCAUCUGCCAAUGGUCAGCAGCUCAUAGCCACCACCAACAGAGGCGCUGGAGCGGGAAACAUCAUAGCAAUGCCCAGCCUCAUUCAGGGUUCCAUCCCCCUCCAGAAUAUCACCUUGGCAAACGGCGUUCUGCAGAACCAGCCGCAGUUCCUCGCAAAUAUGCCCGUGUCACUCAAUGGGAACAUCACGUUGCUGCCAAUCAGCACCGGAGCUGGUGGCACUGGAGGAGAUGGGAACGGUGGAGGGGACACGGGAGGAGGCCAGCUUGUCCAGCAACAGCCGACAUCUUCCAGCAGCGGUUACAUGACAAGUGCCUCCAGCAUCACCACUCAGACCUCUGCCUCGUCCUCUUCCUCGUAUGGUAUGACUCUAACGCAGAGCAGUAACGGAGCGGUGGCGGGGACAUUCCAGCAGAGCGCAGGGUCUUCUUUGGGCGUCCCCAUACAGCCGGACAACCGUGAGGUGCAGCAGCCACAGCAAAUCCUCAUCCAGCCUCAGCAGGUCAUUCAAGGGGGAACACCCCUCCAAACCAUCCAGGCUGGUAGUAUCACUACAGCGGGCGGUCAGGUGUUUGCCACCCCAACUGUCAGCCAGGAAGGCCUCCAAAAUCUCCAGAUCAUGCCAAACACGGGCCCCAUCCUGUUGCGCACGGUCGGUCCCAAUGGCCAGGUCAGCUGGCAGACCCUGCAGAUCCAGAGUCCAGCGGGAGCACAGAUCACGCUGGCCCCAGUGGGCCAGACUCAGGCAGCACCUACGGCCGGAGGAGUAUCGGUCAACACAGUGCAGAUCCCUGGGCUCCAGACCAUAAAUCUCAACACACUUGGAGGCUCAGGCCUCCAGAUGCACCAACUCCAGAGUGUUCCCAUCACUCUCACCAGCGCGGCAGCAGACCCAACGUUGCAGACAGGCGCCGAGAGUUUGGAAGACAACACAGCCCUCGACGACGAGGACAUCAGCCCGCCGCCGCAGGGACGACGUAAUCGCAGAGAAGCCUGCACUUGUCCUUUCUGCAAGGAUGGAGAAGGACGUAGGAGCGACCCCACCAAAAAGAAGCAGCACAUCUGUCACAUCUCCGGAUGCGGCAAGAUCUACGGCAAGACGUCACACUUGAGAGCACACCUCCGCUGGCACACGGGAGAGAGGCCCUUCGUCUGCGGCUGGUCCUUCUGCGGCAAACGCUUCACACGCUCCGACGAGCUUCAGCGCCACAAGAGGACGCACACAGGCGAGAAAAGGUUUGCCUGCACCGAAUGUCCCAAGCGCUUCAUGCGUAGCGACCACCUCUCCAAGCACAUCAAGACCCACUUCAACAAGAAAGGAGCGCUCGCCGCCAACAGCGCCGCCAUUUCCACUGACCCCGCCUCGCCGGCGACUGAAGGCGGCUCAGAGGGCCUGUCGGCUGGCGACCAACACACCAUCGUUGCCAUGGAAACCUUGUCGGCAGAGAGCAUAGCCCGGCUAGCCAGCAGCGGUAUCAACAUGGUGCAGGUGGACCUGAAUCACAUCAACGGGGGCAGCUACUAGGAGGAGAUUGCGUUCAAAAGGGCUCGUCUGACAGCAGACACCGAAUGAGCGCUUCAGGUUCAACACAAGAGACACUAUUACAUUUGAGUAGCGAGACAGGAAUAUUGAUUUGCGUAUAAAUACCUGUGGCAUUUAAAGUCGGAUCAUCUAUUUGUUUACAGAAAUCAUCCCAAAAUAUUAUUUUAUAUUAACGUUCCCUCUCCUGCCUCCCCCACGGGAACCAAUCACUUUCCAUAAUGGUGCUGCAAUGAAAUCACGAUACUGAAUUGUUAGCCGUUCUCUCCACUACACGCUCAACAUCGUCAUCUACAAACUUAUUACAGGUGGUCCUCGAGUUACCGAGUUCUGUUCUUAAAUGGUCAUGGCAAAAUUUUGUUUAAGUCAGAAAUUCUACCUAAAUUAACUCCUAAAUCACACACGCUGCACACAGAACACAUGUACAUACAGUAAUAGAAGAUAACAGAUGAAAUAUUCUCAUUGUAACAGUGCACAGAAUCCAUGACCCCCUGCAUUCAUUAGCAUUCAAUCAUCUUUAUCCUAAAUGAUGGUCACGACAGUCGAGCAGUUGGGACCAAAAUAGCGACCAAAUCGGUGGGCUUGUCUCCUCUCUCUGAGCUUUUUAUGAUGUUUAUUUUCACUUCCAUGCUGAUGGCUUUCCUUUUUUUUUUUUUUUUUGGCGCACUGCCACUUAGGAGACAUAAUGAAGACAUAAUGAAGUGUAAAAAGUUAACUAAUAAGCAAUGUUAUUCUUUUCUAGUGUGGCUGAGCAGGUACACACUAUUUGCGAGUCUUGUGUUUAUAGACCAAAAUAGAUUUUUUUUAUUCUACGGGCGUGUGGUCGUAGCCGCAAAAUGUCCUAACACGGAAUGGCAUAAAUCGAGGACCACCUGUACUGUUGCGCCUGCACUAACUCAACUAUGUCAUCGACGGAAGAUAACAUGGUUAGAGAUGAUUUUAUAGCCUUUUUAUACAUCCUACAGCUCAGAAAAAGGCAGUGUAGCUGAUGAACUAUCAAAAUGAGGUAAGUUUCAUACCCACUGAGGUCACAAUGCAUUCAGCCAUGGAUUCACCGCACACUUAAUCCAAUAUCGUAUCAUCGUAUAUCAUCUCAUUUUAAAUGCCAAAUUUAGACCAUUAAAACUGAAAUGAAGCAUAUUUGUUUGGGAGCAAACAAUCCAACAAUUGUAACAUUAAAAGAGCUGAAGAAGCUAGGAUGCGGUGUGCUAUCCUGAGAAUAACUAUUUAACAUAUUAUGGUACACAGCCAAGCUAUUUGCAAAAAAAAAAAAAAAAAAAGCAGCCACAAGAUUUUUGUCUGUGUGUAUAUAUAAAUAUAUAUUUGCUAAAAUAAAAAAAAAACAAUGUCGGCAAUCUUAGCCUAGGCCAGGAUCAUCCUUGUGAAUUGUGAGAGGUUUUGCCUUUCACUUCUCACGCACAAUCUUAAUCUUAUGUUAUUACUUUUGUUCAUGUGUGUAGAUCAUAUGUAAAAGCCUUUCAGUCAUUGAAUGAGUCAGUAUCCAGUCAUUCAUUUUGUUCCUAGGAUGUGUUUUUUUUUUCCCCUAUCACGCUCUCUGUGGUACAAGCUGAUACUUUGCCUUGACGUCAGCUUUUUUUUUUUUUUGUCUGUUCAGUGAAAAUAUUUUUGUUUCUGUAUGGCACAAAUGUGUAUGCUCAUACCAAAGGUUCAUAAGCAAAACUCUUUUGUUGACUUGUAACUGGAAAGUAUCCAGCAUGAGGCAGACCUUGGAUGCGUUUAAAAAAAAAAAAAAAAGGUCAAUUUUGGGAGGAUAUUGGUCACCACUGUGGGAAUGUCUUCCUUUACGUCACAAUUUCUAUCUUUGAAACUUCGAUACAGACUCUUGUCAUUUUACAAGUGCUCUUUUUUUUUUCUUUUUCACCCGUUUAAAUAAGGGAUUUUAUAUUGUAUACUACCGCAAAUGCAAACAGCUGGAUUAAAACCUGAAAUAUUCUAUAA